AAACUCAGGCCUUUAGUGAAUUGGGUUGUGGAUUAGUACUUUAGCAAAGGGGUAUAGAGAAAGUAGAGAGUUUACAUAGAGAGACUAGGGUUCCCAAAUUAACUCCCAUCUGAGAGUCUCUGCUCGCCGCUAGUUGCCCGCCCGCCUGCACUGCUCCUCUCUCAGGUUAGGUGCAAUCGAAGACCAUGAUGCAAACUGAAAGUGCCUUGUCAGUUAUUGGGCCAAGGCCGAUGGAGGUGUCUCCUAGCGGACUUGGACCAAAUGGAAAACCACGGAACUCAACCUUGGAAUCACCAAUUAUGUUGCUUACUGGACAUCAAAGUGCUGUAUAUACCAUGAAAUUCAAUCCAGCUGGAACAAUCAUUGCAUCUGGUUCACAUGACAAAGAAAUCUUCCUUUGGAAUGUACAUGGAGAUUGCAAGAACUUUAUGGUCUUAAAAGGCCAUAAAAAUGCAGUUCUUGAUGUUCAAUGGACUACUGAUGGAUCAACAAUAGUAUCAGCUAGCCCCGAUAAGACUGUCAGAGCAUGGGACGUGGAAACAGGGAAACAGAUAAAGAAAAUGGCUGAACAUUCCUCGUUUGUGAAUUCAUGCUGCCCAGCUCGGAGGGGCCCUCCUCUAAUUGUCAGCGGAUCUGAUGAUGGCACUGCUAAACUUUGGGAUAUGCGCCAAAGAGGAGCCAUACAGACAUUUCCAGACAAAUUCCAAAUUACUGCCGUCAGUUUCUCUGAUGCCUCCGAUAAGAUCUGCACAGGUGGUAUUGACAAUGAUGUGAAACUGUGGGAUUUACGAAGGUGUGAAGUAACUAUGACUCUUCAAGGGCAUCAGGAUACUAUAACUGGUAUGCAGCUGAGUCCUGAUGGGUCUUAUCUUCUUACUAAUGCAAUGGACUGCACACUUCGCAUAUGGGAUAUGCGCCCUUAUGCCCCCCAAAACAGAUGUGUUAAGAUCUUGGAAGGCCACCAACACAAUUUUGAAAAGAACUUGCUGAAAUGUAGUUGGUCACCUGAUGGAAGUAAGGUCACAGCUGGGAGUUCUGAUCGCAUGGUUUAUGUCUGGGAUACAACAUCUAGGCGCAUCCUUUACAAGCUCCCUGGACACACUGGAUCCGUUAAUGAAUGUGUUUUUCAUCCUAAUCAACCAAUUGUUGGAUCUUGCAGUAGUGAUAAACAGAUCUAUCUUGGUGAGAUUUGAUUCGUGCCUUCUCUAACCUUCAGUUAAAUAUGAAGUUGUAGUCAAAAUUUGUAACCUUCUGUUGCCUUUUGGAGAACAUUGAAACUGAGUUAUUGGGAUAUGCUUGCAUCAUUUAGAGUAGUUGAUAGAUGUUUCUUGUGAUCCCUGUAAAACACGUAGGAAUUGCACCGGGUAAUCACUAUGAGUGAAACUUCAGAUAAAAGUGUUGCUGCUACUUCUUCCUCCUC
Messenger RNA from Lycium ferocissimum, 1420 nucleotides. RefSeq lists its product as uncharacterized. Gene Ontology annotation, molecular function: protein binding; RNA binding. The coding region runs from base 186 to 1193 and encodes 335 amino acids. Gene Ontology annotation, cellular component: catalytic step 2 spliceosome. The record is from RefSeq and is a predicted model, not a curated record. NCBI's taxonomy places the organism in Eukaryota, Viridiplantae, Streptophyta, Magnoliopsida, Solanales, Solanaceae. The transcript has 2 exons.